CUUUUACAUCAUCACUUCCUGGUGUUGUGUCAGCCAUAUUGGCAUGGGGGAUAGAUGACAAUUUCACCUUAGCCGAAGAGCUACGUUUUUGUUAUUUUUGAAAGUUUUUCGAGGGCGUAUUCGAUAUAGAUUAAAGGGAUAUCGAUAUAUCACCCCAACUGGACCCUGGUCGAUCCCGUAGAGGGCGUUGAAAGAGAUGAGCAACAGCUUAAACAAGAGGGCCCCAACAACAGCAACACAGAGGUUAAAACAGGACUAUCUGCGGAUCAAGAAAGAUCCGGUACCAUACAUCUGCGCAGAACCGCUACCAUCCAACAUUUUGGAAUGGCAUUAUUUAGUGCGUGGUCCCGAGAAAACUCCGUAUGAAGGAGGAUACUAUCACGGCAAGCUCAUUUUUCCACGGGAAUUCCCCUUCAAACCUCCGAGCAUAUACAUGAUCACACCCAACGGAAGAUUCAAAUGCAACACAAGGUUAUGUCUUUCCAUCACAGAUUUUCACCCGGACACAUGGAACCCAGCGUGGUCCGUCUCCACCAUCUUAACCGGGCUCCUGAGCUUUAUGGUUGAAAAAGGCCCGACCCUCGGGAGUAUUGAAACCUCUGACUUUACAAAAAGACAGCUGGCCUCGCAAAGCCUUGCGUUCAACAUCAAAGACAAAGUCUUUUGCGAACUGUUUCCAGAUGUUGUUGAAGAGAUCAAGCAGAAGCAGCGUAUGCAGGAAGAGCUCAGGUCCCGCGCUCAAGCCUUGCCUCUCCCCGACGUGGUGCCCGAUGGCGAAGCCCACCAAGUGCAAAAUGGGCACCUGCCCCUAAAUGGGCAUCUGCCCGCAGGUGCGGCCCACCCGCCCGACGUACAGCAGGUCAAUCGUAACCAUGGACUCCUGGGUGGAGCGCUUGCUAACUUGUUCGUCAUCGUGGGCUUCGCAGCCUUCGCCUACACGGUCAAAUACGUUUUGCGGAGCAUCGCGCAGGAGUGAAUGGCACAAUGCGGGAAUACGGCGGAAAGGACAUGAGGCUGGAGCUGUUCUUACGACCAAAAUAGGUAGCGAGAAACCGGAAAAGUUUCUCUCAACCAUAUGUAAAGAAGUCCCAUUAUGAAAUUGAGAGCUUUGUGAUUUUCUCUCUAGCGGGGAGCCAGACAGACCUUCUGUAACAUAGCCAGGUCAACGUCAUAUCACAUGAUGGCUUUAUUAAUAUGUAAGGAAAUUUAACCAAUUUUCUACCGUACCCUAUUCCUUAAGAAAGCCAAACGUGUGUGACCAUAAACGGGCGUUUUAAUCCUCAUCAGUUGAAUCAGCAUUAUUUUUUCAUAUUUCUCAUUGAUCUAAAAGAUUUUAAAAUCUGGACGCCGAGCAGUUUUUAUGUGGAAGAUUCAAAGUAAAAAUAUCGCAGUCCAAUCUUUCCUAAAACAUAAAAGAGUUCUGACGUGUGUUACUAGAUGCAUUGCUGUGGCCGAUAACCCAAACUAUUUUAUUUAAUGGAAAUGGUGCGACUGCAGACAUGCUUUACUUACGGAGAUUGGUUCUUAAAUGCAUUUGUACUCGCUUGCGCUGUGUCAACCAUAACCAGUUAAGAUGGAAAUGGCCUGAAAUAAGUCAUUGUGAUGCUGAGCUCCAAGUGUACAUUAAGGGGUCACUGUCUGCCCGAAGAAAAGCGUAUAAACUCAUUUUUCAGGCCAUGUAACACUAUAUGUUUUGUGCAAUAUGUAGGAUUGUCGGCACUAUUCGGCUUUCAUGAUAAACAGCAGCACUUCAAGGGUUGUGAUUUAUGCAAUAAUUCUCAGUUACAAUACAUUUUCUUAUAGGUAGGAAGGAGAAUAUUAAUUUGGGUAAUUAAAUCUUACAAGUUUCCUGUUGUACUGUAACAAGUUGUUUCUUAGGAAAUUAAGUCACUUAAUUUCCUAAAAUCACUUAAUUGCACAAAUACGAAAGAAGUCAACGUCUAGUUUGCUGAGAUCUACAUGCACUCUUUUUGGAUGGGUACAGAUGUGUCACCGUCUGACUCGGGUAAAUGAAUGCUCUCGUCAUAACAGUAUAUAUUCUGGUGUUUUGAUGAUUUCCCAAAUGUCAAAAAUACUAGAAGUAAUGCUUUUUUCCAGCAUCUUCAACGAACACUGUUGAUCGAUAUCCUUACCUUUAGAGGAGCGUGUAAUCAGAGAUAGUCAUGUUGUGUUUACAUUUUGAAUAAAUAAUAUUCUGUUAAAGAAA
This is a messenger RNA of Misgurnus anguillicaudatus (oriental weatherfish), 2206 nucleotides long. The record is from RefSeq and is a predicted model, not a curated record. Lineage: Eukaryota; Metazoa; Chordata; Actinopteri; Cypriniformes; Cobitidae.